AUGUCUUCAUCUUCUGCUCGAAAAUCCACAAAAGUGAAAGGCAUCCUUAGUGUUCAACCAACCAUUAACGGAGUGCUAGCCAAUGUGACUGUUGGUCCUAUAGCAUCGGUGGUUGAUAGCAUCUCUCAGUUUCUAGGACGAUCAUUUUUGCUCGAGCUUGUUGCUGCUGAUCUUGACUCGUCGGGUAAAGAGAAGGGGACGGUGAAGGCGUAUGCAAGUUACAGUGAAUUGAAUGACGAGACUAAAAUGUACGAAUACAAGUGUGAGUUUGAAGUUCCCAUGGAAUUUGGAGAAAUAGGGGCAAUAUUGGUACAAAACGAGCCUCAUAAAGAAGUAUAUCUCAAGAACAUUGUUCUUAACGAUGGCAACGUCACUUUUACUUGUGAAUCUUGGAUUCACUCGAAGCAUGAUAAUCCCGAGCAAAGAAUCUUCUUCACUGACAAGUCGUAUCUACCAUCGGAAACGCCGGCGGGGUUGAAGUCGUUGAGAGAGAAAGAUCUAGAAUCUCUUCGAGGCAACGGUGAAGGACAACGCGAAUUUUUUGAGAGGAUUUACGAUUACGAUACGUAUAAUGAUCUCGGUGAUCCCGAUAGUAGCUCUGAUCUGUCUCGACCGGUGCUCGGCGGCCAGAAAUAUCCUUACCCUAGGCGUGGCCGAACUGGUCGCGAAAGGACCUCCACUGAACCCUUGUCGGAGUCCAGGACGACACUCCCAUUUUAUGUGCCAAGAGAUGAAGAUUUUUCAGAGAUAAAGGCGAUAACAUUUGGGGCCACGACCUUGUACUCCGUACUGCGUGCACUUUUACCAACGCUAGAUUCUGUAUUUACGGAUGAGAACAAGGGAUUCUCAUCAUUCACGAACAUCAAUUUACUUUACAAUGAAGGUGUUGAGAUCGUUCUCCCUGACAAUGGACUUCUAAAUGCUUUACCAAUGCUUCUCAAAGAUAUUGCCAAUACUACCAAAAGUCUACUUCAAUUUGAGACUCCUCGAAUCGUGGACAAGGAUUCCUUUUCUUGGUUACGAGAUGAGGAAUUUUGUCGACAAACACUCGCUGGUCUCAAUCCAUAUAGCAUCCAGUUGGUCACGGAAUGGCCAUUGAUGAGCAAACUAGACCCUGAAGUUUAUGGACCACCUGAAUCAGCAAUUACUAAAGAAAUUGUUGAGCAAGAAAUCAAAGGUUUCAUGACUCUUGAGGAGGCAUUGGAACAAAAGAAGUUAUUUGUGUUGGAUUACCAUGAUCUGCUCUUACCAUAUGUGAAUAAAGUAAGAGAGCUUGAAGGGACAACUCUCUAUGGUUCAAGAACGUUAAUGUUUCUCACAUCUACUGGAACAUUGAGACCACUAGCCAUUGAAUUGACUCGCCCGCCAAACAACGGGAAACCACAGUGGAAACAUGUUUAUGUACCCUGUUGGGAUGCUACAGGCGUCUGGCUCUGGAAGCUAGCCAAGGCUCAUGUCCUUGCUCAUGACUCUGGUUAUCACCAGCUUGUUAGCCAUUGGCUAAGAACUCAUUGCGUUAUGGAGCCUUAUGUAAUUGCUACCAAUCGUCAUCUUAGCAAAAUGCACCCUAUAGAAAGACUACUAUGUCCUCAUCUCAGAUACACGAUGGCGAUUAAUGGCCUAGCUCGACUAGCCCUCAUUAAUGGCGGUGGUAUUAUUGAGUCAGCUUUCUCUCCAGGAAAAUAUUCCAUGCAACUUUCUUCUGAUGCAUAUGCUCAACAAUGGCGUUUUGAUCAUGAGGCACUUCCAGCUGACCUAAUUAGCAGGGGAAUGGCUGUUGAAGAUCCAAGUGCACCACAUGGUAUAAAACUAAGGAUUGAGGACUACCCAUUUGCCAAUGAUGGUCUACUUCUCUGGGAUGCCAUCAAACAAUGGGCUACUACCUAUGUCAACCACUACUACCCACAAGCAGACCUUGUAGAGUCUGAUGAAGAGCUACAAGCAUGGUGGACUGAAAUCCGAACAGUCGGGCAUGGCGACAAGAAGGACGAACCAUGGUGGCCACAACUCAAAACCCAACAGGAUCUGAUUGGAAUUGUCUCAACAAUCAUGUGGGUGGCUUCUGGCCACCAUUCGGCAGUCAACUUCGGUCAGUAUGAUUAUGCUGGUUAUUUCCCCAACAGGCCAACCAUUGCCAGAACUAAGAUGCCUGAUGAAGAUCCAAACUCUGAAGAGUGGCAAACAUUCCUAACUAAUCCUGAAGAUGUGCUAUUGGAUUGCUUCCCUUCGAAGGUUCAAUCGACCAAAGUUAUGGCCAUUUUGGAAGUUUUGUCAACUCAUUCUCCAGAUGAGGAGUACAUCGGCGUGAACAUAGAGGCUUCAUGGGAAGCAGAUCCCACCAUAAAUGCCGCGUUCCAAGAGUUCAGUGGAAGUUUGAAGGAACUCGAAGGUAUCAUAGACUCAAGGAACCGUGAUCCCAAUCUGAGGAACAGAAGUGGCGCCGGGAUUGUGCCGUAUGAGCUUCUGAAGCCAUUUUCGGAACCUGGGAUGACCGGAAAGGGUGUUCCGUACAGCAUCUCCAUCUAGUUUAACUUCGAUUUCGCUUUCGAACAUCUUUGUUGAAGUAAUUAAUAAAGUAAUCAUGUCUGAUUUGAUCCCUUGUAUUAUCCAUUUUGUACUUAUAAUUGUCAACUGUGAUAUUUGGUUUUUAUUUAUUUGAAUUGUGAUAAUAAAAUUGCAUUAC
Molecule: messenger RNA, 2683 nt
Organism: Cynara cardunculus var. scolymus (artichoke)
Lineage: Eukaryota; Viridiplantae; Streptophyta; Magnoliopsida; Asterales; Asteraceae
Product: linoleate 13S-lipoxygenase 2-1, chloroplastic-like
Exons: 9
Coding region: 1-2526 (841 amino acids)
Biological process (GO): lipid oxidation
Molecular function (GO): oxidoreductase activity, acting on single donors with incorporation of molecular oxygen, incorporation of two atoms of oxygen; protein binding; metal ion binding
Source: RefSeq, a predicted model, not a curated record